This is a messenger RNA of Daldinia caldariorum, 411 nucleotides long. RefSeq names its product profilin. The record is from RefSeq and is a predicted model, not a curated record. Gene Ontology annotation, molecular function: actin monomer binding. NCBI's taxonomy places the organism in Eukaryota, Fungi, Ascomycota, Sordariomycetes, Xylariales, Hypoxylaceae. Gene Ontology annotation, cellular component: cell cortex. Bases 1 to 411 code for a protein of 136 amino acids. The transcript has 4 exons.
AUGUCGUGGCAAGGUAAAUAUGAAUUCCCCCCUCCUCUCCUUUUCCUCGUCGGCAGCGGCCAUGUCGACAAAGCAGCCAUCAUCAGCGCAGCCGGUGACAGCGUCUGGGCUACCUCCAGUGACUUUACGAUUAAGCCUGAGGAGAUGAAGAACAUCGCCGAUGUCGUAGCCCAGGCCGGUAGCGCCGCUGACAACGCCCGAGCAAAUGGUAUCCACGUUGCGGGCGAGCGAUACGUUGCUUUCCGAGUUGAGGACCGAAGUGUCUACGGACGACAGGGCCAAACAGGUGUCGUCAUCGUGAAGACGAAGCAGGCCAUCAUAGUCGGCCACUACCGCGAAGGCCAGUUAGCCGGUAACGCGACCCAGACCGUCGAGGCGUUGGCCGACUACCUCAUCAAGGCCGGAUACUAG